UUAAGGACACAUACAUCCAUUUGGACGAAGUGUAAUUGGUACCAUUCAACGAAGAAUUUUCGGUAAAAACGGUCGUAUCCGGAGAAAGUGUCAUUAAUGGUCUGCGGUGGAAUGGAUGGUGUGAUCAAUGGUGAUUUGAGCUCUGGUUUCGAGAAUUUGACAUGUGUACGAUGUCAUGAUGGCUUCGAUUUGAAUGAACAAAUUGUUAAUUCUUCCGGACAAGUAUGGCAUUCUGAUUGUUUUGUUUGUUCCCAGUGUUUCGAGCCGUUCCCGGAUGGCAUAUAUUUCGAAUUUGACGGACGAAAAUACUGUGAGCAUGAUUUUCAUGUCUUAUAUGCUCCGUGCUGCAACAAAUGUAAUGAAUUUAUUGUGGGACGAGUAAUAAAGGCAAUGAAUGCUAAUUGGCACCCACAGUGUUUCCGAUGCGAAUUAUGCAGUAAGGAACUUGCUGAUAUUGGAUUCUUGAGAAACUGUGGGAGGGCGCUUUGUCGUGAAUGUAAUGAGCGAGAAAAGGAAGCGGGUCGUGGUCGUUAUGUAUGCCACAAAUGCAAAGGAAUUAUUGAAGAUGGUGGCCAUAUUAAAUAUCAUGGCGAUAGCUUUCACCCGUAUCAUUUUAAAUGUAAACGUUGCGGUGUGGAAUUAGAUACAAAUUCACGUGAAGUUGGUGGAGAAUUGUAUUGUUUGCGAUGUCAUGAUACGAUGGGUAUACCGAUAUGUGGCGCAUGUCAUAGACCAAUUGAAGAACGUGUGGUUACUGCAUUAGGCAAAAAUUGGCAUGUUGAGCAUUUUGUUUGUGCCGUUUGUGAGAAACCAUUUCUUGGUCAUCGUCAUUACGAGAAGAAAGGAUUAGCUUAUUGCGAGCAACAUUAUCAUAAGCUAUACGGCAAUGUAUGCUUCAAAUGUGGUAAAAUAUGUAGUGGUGAAGUAUUCCAAGCGCUUAACAAAUCUUGGUGUGUCGAUUGUUUUGGUUGCAGUCUUUGCGAUAAAAAAAUGGAUCAUAAGACAAAAUUUUAUGAAUUUGAUAUGAAACCAACAUGUAAACGUUGCUACGAUCGUUUUCCAACGGAAUUAAAGAAAAGAAUUAGUGACAGUUUGAAAGAACGAGAUCUGGAAAAUGAGAGGAACAAAAUGAUGUUACAAAGGCGAUCAACCAGUCCAAUCCAACAGCAAACAAAUAUCUCUAAAAGAUGAUGUAUAGAGCUAGAACUUUUUGAUCAUCUAUUUCCACCAAUUUCUAUGUCUUCUAUCACAUAGGGAAAUCCUGGUAACAAUAUUGCAUUUGCAGUCACGGAACACUUCGGUCUUUCUACUCUCUGUGUUUUUCAAUCCCUGAAACUGAUUCUCCGUUACUCGACAAAACUCGACAUUUUGCCAAUUUACGUUACUCG
This is a messenger RNA of Loa loa (African eye worm), 1388 nucleotides long. RefSeq names its product LIM domain-containing protein unc-97. The transcript has 8 exons. Gene Ontology annotation, biological process: cell-cell junction organization; positive regulation of substrate adhesion-dependent cell spreading; cell-cell adhesion. Gene Ontology annotation, cellular component: cytoplasm; cell-cell junction; focal adhesion. The record is from RefSeq and is a predicted model, not a curated record. The coding region runs from base 97 to 1191 and encodes 364 amino acids. Lineage: Eukaryota; Metazoa; Nematoda; Chromadorea; Rhabditida; Onchocercidae.